CCCCCCCCGGCCCGCCGGCUCUACCUGUUAUUGGGAACCUGAACAUUUUGGACCUGCACCAGCCACACAAAACGCUGAGUAAGCUCUCGGAGACGUACGGCAAUGUGUUCACCUUCCACAUGGGUCCCAAAAAGUAUGUGGUUUUGACAGGCUAUGAGGCGGUCAAGGAGGCUCUAGUAACCCAAGCAGACGACUUCUCAGAGAGAGGCCAGACACACAUUACAGAUAAUCUCUCUAGAGGCGGAAAAGGUGUUGGCUUCGGUAAGGGGGAAUCCUGGAAGGUGAUGUGUCGAUUCACCCUCUCCACUCUGCGAGCCUUAGGGAUGGGUAAGAAGACCAUUGAGGACCGGAUCAUCGAGGAGUCCCAGAGACUGGUGGAGGUCUUCCAGUCCCACAAAGGAAAACCCUUUGACCCGCAAAUCAUCAUCAACUCUGCUGUCUCCAACAUCAUCUGCUCCAUCGUGUUCGGAGACCGCUUCGACUACAGCGACGCACAGUUCCUGAAUCUGCAAAGAAUGUUGAAUGGGAACAUGAAGCUGAUUGUGAGCCCCAAGACACAGCUGUACAAUGUGUUUCCUUUCCUGGGCUUCUUCCUGUCUGAUCACAAGAAGAUUGAUACAAAUCAAACAAUACUGCAGGAGUACUUUAGAAACACAUAUAAGGAUCGUAAAGACGGUGUGGACAGCAAUGACCUGAGGAGCUUCAUCGACACGUUCAUCUCCAGGCAGAGAGAAGAGGAGGCCAGAAACCCCAUCACGUAUUUCCACGAGGAUAACAUGGCCGUCACAGCGGUGGACCUGUUUGCUGCAGGGACUGAGACCAGCUCUACCACCCUGCGCUGGGGGUUGCUGCUCAUGAUGAAGUACCCCCACAUUCAGGACAAAGUCCAGGAGGAGAUUGAGAGUGUGAUUGGGAGGGAGCGCCCCCCGCAGGCCGAGGACAGGAAGAGCAUGCCCUACAUGGACGCCGUGCUGCACGAGAUCCAGAGAGUGGGCAACGUGUUGCCCAUGAACUUGCUGCACGAGGCCACAGGGGACACCACCUUCCGGGGGUACAGGAUACCCAAGGGUACCCCAGUGAUCCCGCUGCUCUCCUCCGUGCUCUCUGAUAAGACACAGUGGGAGACCCCUCACCAGUUCAACCCCAACCACUUCCUGGACGCGCAGGGCAAGUUUGUCAAGAGAGACGCCUUCAUGCCCUUCUCAGCAAGUCGGAGGGUGUGUAUUGGAGAGACCCUUGCCAAGAUGGAGCUCUUCCUCUUCUUCACCAUGCUCCUGCAGAAGUUUCACUUCCGCCCGCCCCAGGAGGUCACCCCUGAGCUACUGGACCUCACCCCCACCCCUGGCCUCACCUCCGGCCCCCAGCCCUUCCAACUGUGCGCCCUGAGCCACUGAGAGACCCUGUGAUACUGCGACCCUGCCUUACUGCAUCUGCUAGACCUUACUACAGCCACUGACCCCUCACACUGGACCCUUCAGACACUGAACUGCCAGGAUUCUGUCACCACUGAGACCCUGUGAUACUGCAACUCUGCCUUACUGCAUCUGCUAAAGGACUUAAAUGAACUCCAUUAACUGGGAUCGCCAUUGAAGAAAAGGAAAAUGAGUAAUUAAAGAAUGAAUUAAUGGGCUGAAUUGGCCUGCUUGGAAUCAGCCAUUUUACUGGGAGAAUAUCUGCUCUUAUUAAAACAAAAUCUUGAAAAGGACACGCCCAGCCGAAAAUGACACACUGUAUCAACACUGCAACCUGAAUUAGGGAUUUUCUCCAGUUGAAUUACAGAAACUAUACUUGGGGGAAUGUAAUGCAUGUAUAUUUGUAAAAGGGGUGUGUUACGCAUUUCUUUACAGCAAAAGUUGUCAUCUUUCAUGAAAUUAGUUAGCCGCUAAACAGCUAGAAAAAUGACAGUGAUCUAUGAAAUUGAAUGACAGGUGCUUAAGAAUAAAUGUAUGGGUAUUGUAGAAUUCU
Messenger RNA from Acipenser ruthenus (sterlet), 1965 nucleotides. RefSeq names its product cytochrome P450 2K1-like. Gene Ontology annotation, biological process: xenobiotic metabolic process. The transcript is spliced from 9 exons. Lineage: Eukaryota; Metazoa; Chordata; Actinopteri; Acipenseriformes; Acipenseridae. The record is from RefSeq and is a predicted model, not a curated record. Gene Ontology annotation, cellular component: intracellular membrane-bounded organelle; cytoplasm. Bases 120 to 1394 code for a protein of 424 amino acids. Gene Ontology annotation, molecular function: iron ion binding; heme binding; oxidoreductase activity, acting on paired donors, with incorporation or reduction of molecular oxygen, reduced flavin or flavoprotein as one donor, and incorporation of one atom of oxygen.